CAAUUCAACGUCGAAAUGACCUCUUCUCCUCAUAGAAUGGACUCCUUCUUCCUCGCCGAGAUGUUCAAGUACCUUUUUCUGCUUUUCGCCGACCCGGGUGACCUUCGCUUCGACGUGGAGGACUACAUCUUCACGACCGAAGCGCAUCUGUUGCCUCUGUCUCUCUCGACAGCACCUUACGCGUCGUCCGUUCUCACCAACCGAACGUUGGAGCAGGAGCUGGACGACUCCAACUUCGACUGGACCUGUCCCAACACGCGUCUCCUGUUCCCCGACCCGGCCUUCCCCCGUAACCUGAGGGAACCCAUUCGCAGCGCUGUGGACAAGAGCUGCCCGCGCCCUGCUCCUUAUAGGGAGCCCGGCAUGGGGGCGCCUCCUCUGAGAGCUCAGGACUUCAUGGCAAACAACCCGGAACAUCUGGAGCUGCUGAGGAGGAUGGGUGUCAGUCUCAUCCACCUGAAGGAUGGCAGGGUGCAGCUGGUGCAGCAUGCGACGCAGGCUGUGAGCCCCAUCGCGGCGGAGGACGGUGUCCGCUUCAUGCAGGAGAUGAUGGAGCUUUCCAGCCAGCAGCAGAAGGAGCAGCUGCCUCCCCGAGCCAUUCAAAUCGUCUCGCAUCCCUUCUUCGGCCGAGUGGUGCUGACCGCCGGCCCGGCGCAGUUCGGCACAGACUUGUCCAAAAGCUCCACGGGGGUUCGAGGCUUUGUCACCGUCGCCGAGCCGUACAGCGGCUGCAGCGAGAUCACCAACGACGAGUACGUGCGCGGCCACAUCGCUCUGCUGCAGAGGGGCCAGUGCAUGUUCGCCGAGAAGGCCCGGCACAUCCAGAAGGCCGGCGCCAUCGGAGGCAUCGUCGUCGACGACAACGAAGGAAGCAGCAGCGACACGGCGCCUCUCUUCCAGAUGGCCGGCGACGGCCGCAACACGGACGACGUCACCCUGCCCCUCCUCUUCCUCUUCCACAAGGAGGGCAACAUCCUGCUGGAGGCGCUGAAGGAGCACAGGGAGGUGGAGGUGCUGCUGAGCGACAAAGCCCGAGACCGAGCUGCCAUAUUCAAAGGUAAAGCUCUGCCUGGAAGUCUGUUUGAGGGCAGCUCCGACGUCCACGAGGUGGAGGAGGACUGCCAAACCGAGGCCACCUCGCCAGCGGCAUCCGAGUUGGAGGCGACGACACCGCCGGAUGAUCAAGACGCCGCUCCGACCCACGGUGAGGACGUCAGUCCAGCCGAGGCUGACGCGCCGAAAGUGGACCCUGGGGAUAAAAAGGAGCUUGAGGUGGUGGACGAGGACGCCACCGGCCAAUCGGUGGACCGGCUACUGGCCGACUGGCGGGACGACCUGGAGGCCUUCCGGCAAAUGGAGAAAGACGAGCUUUGACGCUUCGAAUCAAACGGCGAUCAAACGCCGGUGUGUCCGUGGCGUCAUCUGCGGACGGCAAGGCAAGGCCGGCCGGCCGGCCACACGGGGCAUCGGCGGAGCACGACGGAGGCCUCUUCAACCUGCGUGAUGACGAAUGAGAGAGCAGGGUCCUUACCUAAAAUUGCAAAAUUCCGGAACUUUUCAAGUUGCAAACUUUCCAUGGGAAUUAAAGGAGGAGUAUGCAGUAUUGACAUCAAGCUUUUAACGUAACCUCACUUGACUACUCUGUCCCGCUGUUUCCGCCCACUUGUUAGUAAAAGAGGGAGAGGCUCUUGUAGAAAUUUCCUUGAAAUUUCCCUGCCAUUGACUGCACGGCAAAUGAUUGACACCUUGUCAGUCAUGCCUUCUGACGCUGAGAGAUAAUUCCUCAGUGGGUGUUUCUUUCCGGGGAAAAAAAAAAAUCCUUAAUUUAUGGACAGGAAUUUACCAAAUUGAAAGUUGGCUCUGAACUCAUCUGCCAAUCCAGGAAACGUGGAUCUUUGACGUCUGUCGCCGUCAAUGGCAGUGAAUGAGUUUUAAUAGUGAACUUUAUGUCUGCUAACGACAAAACAUAAUCUUUGCUUCAUGCUUGAAUAUGAUUCCUUUUUAUUAAAUGAACCCCGAAUGGCUCUA
This is a messenger RNA of Hippocampus comes (tiger tail seahorse), 2028 nucleotides long. RefSeq names its product ER degradation-enhancing alpha-mannosidase-like protein 3. The record is from RefSeq and is a predicted model, not a curated record. The transcript is spliced from 8 exons. Gene Ontology annotation, biological process: endoplasmic reticulum mannose trimming; mannose trimming involved in glycoprotein ERAD pathway; carbohydrate metabolic process. The coding region runs from base 16 to 1374 and encodes 452 amino acids. Lineage: Eukaryota; Metazoa; Chordata; Actinopteri; Syngnathiformes; Syngnathidae. Gene Ontology annotation, cellular component: endoplasmic reticulum; membrane. Gene Ontology annotation, molecular function: calcium ion binding; mannosyl-oligosaccharide 1,2-alpha-mannosidase activity.